Molecule: messenger RNA, 465 nt
Organism: Caenorhabditis auriculariae
Lineage: Eukaryota; Metazoa; Nematoda; Chromadorea; Rhabditida; Rhabditidae
Source: the annotation of a GenBank genome assembly
AUGCGCCACCUAAUCACUGUGCUUCUUCUUUUUGUACUAAUUGAUGCCCUAUCCUACAACGAGCACUUGCAAUUCAAACAACUUCAACACACGACAUAUACUCAGUAUUUACGAGCCUUGGCGCAAAGAAAACGCCGGUUCCAGAUCUAUAAGUCGGCUCUCGCUGUCAAUGUUCGUUACUUUAAAUUAUAACAUUCUGAAAAAUUUUUCUAGCCGCAACCGGUGUUGAAAAUCCUGUUCUUUGACAACGACACGAAGAUUGGUGACACUCCUGCGCAAGCCGGAGCCAACUUCGUCGGAAUAGAACAGGCCUCGACUCGUCCAGUCACUGUCGACGACGAGAUUGGAUUGCCUUUGAACCAGCCACUUGGAGAUAAAUCUCAGAAAACGCAGUUUUACAAUUGGGCACAGCUUUACAAUAAUUAUUAUAAUAGCCAUCCAAACUAUUAUGGCAAUGGUCGAUGA